AUGACGUCCACCUCCCAGCGGCCAUCUCACCUGCCACGAUCACGGGGCUUUCCGGACCAUUUCGGUCAGGUAACUCUGUACACCUCCGAUUUGAUUCGACUCGAUAAUACUCAGCUGUUUAACUUGACUUAAUAAUACUCAGGAUUUUAACUUGACUUGAUGAUAGCCGGCUCUUUGACUCAAUAAUCCUCCGCCGUUUGGACCGCGCGAGACUGGUCACCAUUACGAACCGGCCCCCGGCCGAUGAUCUCCUCUCUCGAAGCUGCGCUCACGCCGUAGCAGCACACAAGCUGGGGCAUUUCACAUCGCGAGCAUCUCCGACAAACAACCACCCAUCAUGUCAUCGCUUUUCUCGGCCCAGCUUCACCCUGGCCGGGCUCUAGGCUUUCUUGUCCUCGGAGCCUCGUUGCACGAUGUCUUGACUCGCCUCAAGGCCGAACCUCAGCGGUUCCCGAAGCUUGACCUCAUGUACACCCCGACCGACCCGGUGAAGCAACCCGUGAUCCUCGGACUGCCGGCGAACGGAAUACGGAUGCGUUUCGACGGUCCCGAGCAGCGGCUGCGGCUGAUCGAGGUGACCGACUUCACCAAGAACCAUAUCUUUCUCAAGCCGGCCAACGACAAGGAGCGGGAUCUUGUCCGGCCCACCACAGAAGACGUACCACCGGCCGAUGCCACACCCGGCCCGACAUUCCGUCACAUUUACCAGCGGUUUUUGGGACCUACAUACGAUGGAGAAUACCUGCCGUCUGCCGAAAUGUACGUGCUGUCGUACCCUGGCGUGGCAUUCACGUUUGCCAUGAAGAAAAAGGAAUACUCGCCGUCCAAGGAUGUUGUGUCGUUGCUGCAUUCAACAGCCAUCCCGACCUCCAUGGCUGUGUUUAGCGGCGACUCGUGGGUCAAGGCCCGCGGCACCAUGUGGACAGAGACACUCCCUAGCGUUAAGACGUUCGCACCGCUUGCCAAGGGCAAGGAUACGAGCCCGGAUGAGGUCUCACUGGUGAGGAUUCACGGGGGCGGCAAGCUGCAGCUUUUUCGGAAGUGGACCAACAAUUCCUUCUGGAUUAUGCUCAACGAGACCACCCCGCAACAGUUGGUUGCCGAGCUCGGGCCGCCCGACGCCAUCUACCGCAAGAGUGACCAGCGGAUGUAUAUCCACAAGUUGCGGGCCACCAGUAACACUAUGGCCGGUCCCAGCGGCAACGACCUGAAGCGACCGGAUGACCUGACAGACACCGACCAGUCCUCGCACCCCGCGUCAGACGAGUAUGACUCCAACGAUGAGGCAGUCGAAGACGACAUCGCCGCCAACAUAUCCGGCGAGUGUUUUUACAACUAUUUCUACCUCGGCUUCGACGUGCUCAUCUCGACACCCAACACGACCCCCGGACCCCCGCCAUCAGGAGAGGUCAACCCCGAUACCCCCAAACCGCCUUUUAGUUCUACCACCGCCGACCGCUUGGUUGCUACAAAGGUUAUUCUCCACGGCAAUGUCCCAGGCUCCUACCCGUUCAACCGCCACCGCCGUUGCCGCUGGGAGAUUAGCUACCUCUCGUCGUCCAAUGACAGUGAUGCCGCAAACUCGGAAACCCCCUUCACAGAAAUGGAAGAGAAGCUCCGCAAAGCGUGGCAGUUCAUCUACCCAUCCGAGGCCGAGGCUCAGCAAAAACAGCGGGGUAUGGUGCUCAACCGCGGAUGGGGGGACAGUCCAGGGAGUAGCUGUGAAUUGUUGGGUGGGUGGGAGGAAAGCGGCGGAACGAACCCUGGUGUCGGCAAGGGCCGCGGGGAGGACUCAACCACGACGCUCUAUGGAUUUCCGGGAUUGGUGUUUGAGGUGUUGAAGAAUGGUUGGGUGAGCGCGGUGACUGUUUUCUGAAGGCGGGUUUUGGUUUAGAGGUGUUUGGGGCGUUUGAAUCGGUAUGGGCAUGAUGGUUAGAGGAUGGGGCCCGGCGAAGGGUUAUGGGUAUUGGAUUUGUCCAUGGCUAAAGGUCUGGGCGUGCAUGUUCUCGAGCAGCCAGUAGGUAGUUUUGGUAUUGGAAUACCUACCUAAAACUGACUGACUGCCCCAAGCGCGUUACUAUUUAUGUUUUAUCUAGCCACCGACGGGAAUGUUUUUCUUUAUUCUAAGUUGUUUAUUUCCUGCGAGUGUCACCCAGUUCCGGCUCACUGUAUGCGUAUUGAAUGGCUAGCGAGCACCUAUCUAACGUGCAGUGCGGGCAGAAUUACCCAGGAAGCGGCACCUCAUGCAAGCCUUCAUAGGUGGUAUCCAUCCGAUUCGACGUUCAGAUUGAGUUGAAGGAUUCCAGUUCC
Molecule: messenger RNA, 2310 nt
Organism: Chaetomium fimeti
Lineage: Eukaryota; Fungi; Ascomycota; Sordariomycetes; Sordariales; Chaetomiaceae
Exons: 1
Coding region: 338-1876 (512 amino acids)
Biological process (GO): Golgi to plasma membrane protein transport
Cellular component (GO): trans-Golgi network
Source: RefSeq, a predicted model, not a curated record